AUGUCAUCUUCACAUUGUUUGGGUAAAUCUCGAGAUUCUCGACGAGAACGUGUAUCAAUUCGUCGAGCAACUGUAUCUAAUCUUGCCAAUGGAAGUCGAGAAAUACAUAGUUUAAUCGAUGCUGUCAAUGCUCAAGAUUAUGAUCGAGUCCUUGAUCUACUUCAAUCAGAUGUUGAUCCACGUACUGCUGAUAAAUAUGGUCGUACUCCAUUGCAUGUUGCUUCUACAAAAAUAAAUGCAGCAAUAGUAAAAACACUUAUUGAUCAUGGUGCCGAUGUUAAUGCUGAAGAUUCACUUGGUAAUACUCCAUUACAUUUAGCUUGUAUUAGUAGUCGAUUAGCAAUUGUUGGUGUUCUUCUUCGUGCUGGUGCUAAUUUGUCAUCAACAAAAAGUCAAACAACACCAUUAACAAAUGCAUUAAGUCGUUUACAAUUAAUGAUGAAUGAAAAACGAACAAUAUCAUCACCAGAUUUAAAAGCUGAAAUUAUUGAAUUAAUUCGUUUACUUAAAAAUCGUACAUUACAAACAAAUGAAAAUAAUUCUAUAUCAAAUCUUUCUAAAAAGAAACAUAAUGAUGAACAACAAUCAACAACAAAAACACUUUUUCUUAUUCGUCAUGGUCAAUCAAUUGCUAAUCGAGAUUAUGAUGAAUCAAGUGCUUAUCGUGAUGCUGGCUUAACUGAACAAGGCUUUGCUCAAGCAAAAGCUUUACAAAAAGAACUUGAAGAAUUACAAAUUGAUCUUGCUAUUGUUAGUCCAUUAACACGAGCACUUCAAACAUGUCAAAGUGCUCUACCAACAUCAUAUUCAGGACCCAUUCUUGUUCUACCAGAAGUUGCUGAAAUUUGUUCAUCACAUUAUAGUUGUGGUCAAAAACGUAGCGUUAUACAACCAAAAUUUCCUAAUAGAUUUGAUUGGUCAAAUGUUCCAAUAGAUGAUAUAUGGUGGUGGCCAUAUGAUCAAAAACAUUGUAGUGAAACAAAUGAUUAUCAACGAAAACGUAUAGAAAAAUUUCGUCGUUUUAUUCAAGAACGACCUGAAAAACGUAUUGCAGUUUUUUCUCAUGGUGAUUAUUUAUGGGAUUUUUUGGAAGGUAGAAGACCAUAUCCAGCUAAUUGUCAAGUGAUACCAUAUAAAAUUUAA
Molecule: messenger RNA, 1143 nt
Organism: Rotaria sp. Silwood1
Lineage: Eukaryota; Metazoa; Rotifera; Eurotatoria; Philodinida; Philodinidae
Source: the annotation of a GenBank genome assembly